This is a messenger RNA of Parathielavia appendiculata, 1830 nucleotides long. RefSeq lists its product as uncharacterized. The transcript has a single exon. The record is from RefSeq and is a predicted model, not a curated record. The coding region runs from base 233 to 1630 and encodes 465 amino acids. NCBI's taxonomy places the organism in Eukaryota, Fungi, Ascomycota, Sordariomycetes, Sordariales, Chaetomiaceae.
CACCACUCAUCCGCUCUCUUAACGCACUUCAACAUCAAACUCAAACGUCACGCAAUUGACAGCCAACUCCAGACAGCAGGCGAGACCAGAGACAAAUGCCGCCGAGUUCUACUGUUACGUGAGGAAUUCCACUUCGAGAGAGGUAUUUGUUUGUAUGGGACAGUCAGCUCGAGGUUUCAACGCGACAAAGUAGGUGACUGAGGAUUGAGGGACGUUUGGCGGGUGGGCGGCAAUGCCGGCAUCACCAGUCGGGAAUUGGACCAGCAGUCGAGACGCUGGCAGAGGUAUGCCGAGCUCGAGGUUACGUCCCGGGUCCAGAUCCAGGCCCAGGUCCCCGCGUACGGAAAGAAGGGCUCGGGAGAGGCACCUGGUUGAGGAGGGCUACAGCUCCCGUUGGCGGGAUUAUGAUGCGGAUCGGAACUUGGGACGGGAGCGGAUGAGAGACGAUGGUAUUGGGGAGAGUGAGAGGUCUGCAAAGCGGCGCCGCUUCGACUAUCAGGAAGCAAGGGAGCCGGACGAUGAACGUACGCCCAGCGGGAAUCGGGAAAGUGGUGGGUUAUCUUACCGACAUCACCAACGCCGACGUGAGGAUACUCACCGUCACCGCCAUCAUUCAGCAAGGCGAUAUUCGGCAGAGUGUACGUUAUCACGCAAAGAGCUUCCCCUUAGGGCUCGCCAGCUCUCGCGCAGCGACUUGGCCGCCUUCAGGCCCCUGUUUGCGCACUACCUGGACCUGCAGAAGAGGUUGGACAUUGGGUCGCUCGACGAGACGGAACUACGUGGUCGCUGGAAGAGUUUUAUGGGCAAAUGGAACCGAGGGGAGCUCGCAGAGGGCUGGUAUGACCCGGUCGUCUUUGCUAGCGCCGCCCGAGAUUAUGGGGGGAACCUUGAUGCCAACGGGGGCGAUCGGUAUCGUCUGCCAUCACCCUCGCGGUCCGUACAACGAACCUUGCACAGCGCAAAACUGCCACCUUCCCGUUCCCUCUCCCCCUACCCCACCGUUAACCCAGACGAUGCCGAUGGCGACAACGACGACGACGACGACGACGACGAAGACGCCUACGGCCCGCCACCACCCCCACCUCCAGGCCAACCACAGACACAUUACCAGCGCGACUACCCUCCCACCGCACCAUCAACAUCCGCCCGCGCCCCUGGCCCCUCGAUCCCCACCCAAACCGACCUCUCCCUCCGCGACGAAGCCCUCGCGGCAGAACAGUCGUCCUCCCUGGCAGCGCACCGCCUCGCCCGCCGCGCGCACCGCGCCCAAGAAAAAGCCCUCCUCGACGAAGUCCUCCCGCGUGCCGAGGUGGGAACGCGCGAGCGGCGGCUCGAGAAGCGCCGGGAGCUGAACGAGAAAUUGAAGGGGUUUCGGGAGAAGUCGCCCGGCGAGGAGGUGGUUGGGGAGGGGGAGCUGCUGGGCGGCGUGGAUGCGGUGGAGGAGUACAGGGCCUUGUUAAGGGCGAGGGAGGAGAGGAGGAAGGAGAAGGUGAGUAGACGGGAGGAGGCGGAACGGGCGAGACAGGCGGAGCGGGAGGAGAGGGUCAGGGCGUAUCGGGAGCGGGAGGAGAGGGUUGUGGAGGGGUUGAAAGAGUUGGCGAGGAUGAGGUUUGGGGGUGGUGGGAGGUAAGGAAGGGGUAGUUCAAGAUGGGUGGGUUUGAGGAGAAUGUAGGAGAGGAGUCAUUUUGUGCCUGGAGUCGAUUGCACUGUGUCGUAAGGGGGUUGAGUACUUCAUUAAUACAUAAACCCGUCAGAAAAAAGACAACCAAGGACUGCUAUCUAUAUAGAGUACGGCCAUAGAGCAUGCCAAUAAUGUGCCCUUCAAUCUCC